AUGUCCGACGUCCCACCAACCCAGUCCAUUCCCAAACCAGAGGAACCUAAAGAACCACAACAGUCUCCUCAGCAACCUCAGUUCCAGCAAUACCUCCGAAUUACUACCAAUUUCCACCUCAAGGUUACUACCCACCACAAGGCUUCCAGAACUACCCUCCUCAGCCUAUGCCUUACUUCCCCAACCCUUGGAUGUUCCAGCAAGCUCCACCCCAGCAAUUCCAAUCUCAGUCCAAGAGAGACCAAGACUUCGAAGAAGGUCUGA
Trichomonas vaginalis G3 is the source of this 264-nucleotide messenger RNA. RefSeq lists its product as uncharacterized. The transcript has a single exon. NCBI's taxonomy places the organism in Eukaryota, Parabasalia, Trichomonadida, Trichomonadidae. The coding region runs from base 1 to 264 and encodes 87 amino acids. The record is from RefSeq and is a predicted model, not a curated record.